UUGGACACAGUGGUGGCUUGUCAUGGCGGUGGCUUGGGCACCACCAUCACCAUUCCUUGGUGGGUAGCACGGUGCUGGGACAGGAUGCUUCAGGUCACCUGGGCAUCCACCGAGUCUCACUGUCUCUGGUCGGUGGGAUGUACCGGUGUCUUGCCUCCUCGUUUCUUGGCUGCAGGGUCCAUCACCCCUGGCUCAGCACCCUUUGCUUCCAGCCACGUUGGGGCAGCUGCAGCAGGUGGGAAGAGGAGAAGAAAGAAGACGGAGUAAAGUGGACACAACUGGAACACAGAGGACCCUACUUUGCCCCCCUCUAUGAGCCACUGCCCGAUGAUGUGCAGUUCUAUUAUGAUGGCAAACCACUGAAGCUGAGCCUGGCCACAGAGGAAAUUGCCACCUUCUAUGCCAAAAUGCUUGAUCAUGAAUACACGACCAAGGAGAUCUUCCAGAACAACUUCUUCAACGACUGGAGAAAGGAGAUGACCUCAAAGGAGCAGAAGAUAAUCAAGGACCUGGAUAAGUGUGACUUCAGGGAGAUCCACAAGUACUUUGUGGACAAAAAUGAGGCACGGAAAGCACUCUCCAAAGAGGAGAAGCAGAAACUGAAGGAGGCGGCUGAUAAGAUCCAGGAGGAGUAUGGGUACUGCAUCCUGGAUGGGCACCGGGAGAAGAUAGGCAACUUCAAAACUGAGCCACCAGGGCUGUUCCGUGGACGUGGUGACCAUCCCAAAAUGGGCAUGCUGAAGAAGAGGGUCAUGCCAGAAGAUAUUAUCAUCAACUGUAGCAAGGACUCCAAGAUCCCUGAGCCACCAGAAGGGCACAAGUGGAAGGAGGUACGCUUUGACAACACAGUUACCUGGCUGGCUUCGUGGACGGAAAACAUCCAGAACUCUUUGAAGUACAUCAUGCUGAACCCCAGCUCCAAGCUGAAGGGGGAGAAGGACUGGCAGAAAUAUGAAGUAGCCCGGCGCUUAAAGGAUGUAGUCCACAAAAUCCGUGCACAGUACCGAGUCGACUGGAAGUCCAAGGAGAUGAAGAAACGGCAAAGAGCAGUGGCCCUCUAUUUCAUUGAUAAGCUGGCCCUGCGAGCUGGCAAUGAGAAGGAAGAAGGGGAGACUGCAGACACGGUUGGCUGUUGUUCCCUGCGAGUGGAGCACAUCAAACUGCACCCUGAGCUGGAUGGGCAGAAGCACGUGGUGGAGUUCGACUUCCUUGGGAAAGAUUCGAUCCGUUACUACAACAAAGUGUCAGUGGAAAAGAUGGUGUUCAAGAACCUGCAGGUGUUCAUGAAGAACAAGGACCCAACAGAUGAUCUCUUUGACAGGCUCAAUACAUCCGUCGUGAACAAACACCUUCAGAGCCUGAUGGAUGGUUUGACUGCCAAAGUGUUCAGGACCUACAAUGCCUCCAUCACCCUGCAGGAGCAGCUCAAGGCGCUCACUAACUCUGAAGACAAUGUUGCGGGGAAGCUCCUCUCCUACAAUCGAGCUAACCGAGCUGUGGCCAUCCUGUGCAACCAUCAGAGGUCUACACCAAAAACCUUUGAGAAGUCGAUGCAAAACCUCCAGACCAAGAUAGAUGCCAAGAAGCAACAGGUGGAGGAAGCCCAGCAAGAGCUGAAAAAAGCUGAAGAUGAAUUUGAAGACUCAAAAGAUGCCAAAGCAGAAGCCAACGUGGAGAAGAAAAAGAAGCUGUUGAAGAGGCUGGAAGAGCAGCUGGCUAGGUUGAAUGUCCAGGCCACGGACAAGGAGGAGAACAAGCAGAUAGCUCUGGGCACAUCCAAGCUGAAUUACCUGGACCCCAGGAUUAGCAUAGCUUGGCAUUUUGUCUUUGUGGAAGAGGAUCACCAAGAAGUGCGCCGAGACCUGCCCAUUCCACAACUUCAAGCUGGGCCUGGCUACCUACACCUCGUAUUGCUGUCAAACAUUCUUAUGCAACCUAAGCGCAUGCCCAGGACCCAGGCUAGCUCGGCCAUGAGAUGGCUGGGUUCCUUUGCCAGUGUCCUUCUUCACCUACAAAGCAGUGGUGGGAGAAAAGGGCUCCUGAAGGCCUGAAGAGCACGGACAGAUUUCCCAGGAUGGUAUGGACACCAAGCAUGCUGUAGAGUAGAUAAAGGGUUAUGGUCACCACCUCCUGCCUUGUGUUGCCUCCCAGCCUGCACCUUCUCACUUGCUUCUCAUGCCUCAGCUCUGUAGACCUGGCAGCUUCGUGGAGAAGUGGCUGUGUGAUAUUCUCUGCAGUCUGGGGAGGGAGGUGCUGCUUCUGCAUGUCUUGAAUAUCUCUGGAGGGAUUUCUUCUGCAACAUUCCUUUAUUUUGCGUGCUUCUGGGAGCCACACAGUUGUAGCUUCCAGAUUCAGGGAAAGGUGAGUGAAAACAACAACCUCUCUGCACCAAUUCAGAAGAGAAACUGAACUCAAAGCAGAGAUGCUGGGGAAGGGAAAAAAGGCAGUUCUGUGUAUAAAGGCCUGCAAUGAGUGCUAACCAAAGCUUUUUUCCCUUGCACCCCUCACCUGCUCCACCAAACCUUGUCACCUCCAAUUUAAGUCCCCCCCCGCCUUUUCCUAUGACUCCAUGCCCUCAUAAAAAGUCCCUUCCCAGCUUUCCUGGGGCCCCUUCAGGUACUGGAAGGCUGUUAUAAGUUCUCCCUGCAGCCUUCUCUUCUCCAGGCUGAAGAACCCCAACUAUCUCAGCCUGUCCUCAGAACAGAGGUUCUCCAGCCCUCAGAUCAUCUUUGUGGCCUCUUCUGGACCCAUUCGAACAGUUCCAUGUCCUUCUUCUGUUGGGGAUUCCAAAACUGGACACAAUGCUCCAGGUAGGGUCUCACAAGAGCGGAGCAGAGGGGCAGAAUCAGCUCCCUCGACCUGCUGGCCACACUUCUUCUGAUGUCAUACCAUCCUUCAUAUUACCUUGAUUGCUUGUGGUUGCUGUUUGAGCCAAGCGACCUCACCCGGGGUUUGCACUGCCCUGGGCCCACCACUUUGCAAUCUGUCUUCCAGCAAGCCAUUAAUUUAUCCAUCCCUCCAACAUCCUCCCGAGCAACCGCAGGGUAAUGAGUAGUAUUGGCAGCAUUUGGGUUGAGCUUCUGAGGAACUGUGGAUGGGUUGAUAAGAGAAGAAUACAGAUUUCAGAGAGGCCAGAUAUUUAAUAUAGAUGUUUCCAGAGAGUGCAAAGAAAUGAGGGUAAAAGGAAGCUCAAAAAAUAAACAAUGACAAGAGCUCAGAGAAUUUUCAUAGCAUCAUAGAAUCACUUGGUUGGAAAAUAUCUUUGAGGUCCUCAAACUCAGCUGUACCUGACCACCACUAAAUCAUAUCCCUAAGCAUUUCAUCUACCUGCCUGUUAAACACCUUCACAGAUGGUGCCUCAACCACCUCCCUGAGCAGCCUCUGCCAGUGCCUGAGAACCCCUUCCAUGAAGAAAUUUUUCUUAAUGUCCAAUCUGAACCUCCCCUGGUGCAACUUGAGGCCAUUCCCUCUCAUCCUAUCACUUGGAAGAAGUGACCAACACCCACCUCACUACAACCUCCUUUCAGGGAGUUGUAGACAGUGAUAAGGUCUCCCCUCAGCUAAAUGACUUCUCCUAAGGCUUGUGUUCCCUCAGCUGCUCCUCCUAAGACUUGUUCAUUCCCAUAGGUGUUGCUGAAUGCCUCUCCCUCUUCCUAAGCAGCACUUUUUGGAGGACUUUUGCCUUUCAAAAGCAUGGAAGUGCUUAAAUGUGGGUCAGCCUGGCCUCCCAAAUCUGCCAAACAUGUCUCAGCCAAGGGAUGACGCUCUGUGUUGUGCUUCAACCCAGCUCUGGUAAACAAGGAGACAAAAGGGGCUUUGAGCUGUGCUGAGCACGUCUGCCUUGGGCUGGUGCCCAUGGCUGCUCUGGAUGAAUGCCGUCUUCUGAAGCGCUGAAUAACGGGAGUCUUCAGAGAUGUGCUUUCCCUUUUAUUAAUCGACUUCUACUUUUUCUCUGCCCCCUUCUUCUCACAGUUAUGCCACACUGCGAGGGCAGAACUCCGUUCCGAAGAAGCCACGUUGGGUGAUGCACCUCCCUUUACCUCUUCAUUAGACCAUGAUCUCUUUCAUCCCCUACUUAGAAAUUUGCAUUUCUCACUCUAAAGCAAUCCAACCCCCCUCCUGUCCCUCAGCCCAAAUGCUCACAAGCUCUAAUUUAUGCCUCACACAAUAUUUUCCCAUUAAAAAAAAAAAGACUUGUGUGGUUUUUCUCCCUGCGUGCCAGAAUUAUUCAGCUCUCUGAAAGCACUGAGGAAUCCCAGUUGGAUAGACUCUAAUAAUUAAUAUUUCAUUGUGUUCAAUUUAUGCAUCCUGCAGUAGCGGAGACAGAGCCCCCCAUAGCCUGCAGGAAAACACAGUUGGGUAUUUUUUGCCACUUUAAAGUAAAAACUGGUUGUUUUUCAGUUGGUUUGGUCUGUUUUUGCUGCAGAAAGCAGUCUUGUAUUCAGAGAAUCAUAGAAUAAAAGGAUCACUAGGUUGGAAAACACCUUUGAGAUUAUCAAGACCAACUAUACCGUAUUACAUGAUUAAUAGAAGGGGAAAUAAUCCUGGGCAUAAUUGAAGAGCAAAGGGUUAUUUCCUUUGCCCAAAGGGCACUGCAGCUCAAGGACAUUUAAAACUGCCCUCCUCACGUGGUGCAAAGGUACCCUGGUGGUAAUGACUCUUCUCCAGUCACCUGACAUAUGUGGGGAGGAAGAAGAGGACGGUGUGAUACUUAACCACUAAUUUUGACCAGUUAGGGCCAGUGGGGACCAUUGAAAGCUGGCAGUCAUUAACACGAGGAUAAGGCUAUGCAGAAAAUUACCCUGAGCCUGUGCUCCUUGCUGGGUCAUUGUUCAAGGCAGAGCUCAAGUCUUGGGUUUGAAAGGUACUUGGAGUACCCUAAACAAAAAGGAUUUGUGCACUGGGUGGAAAGGAAUCACAGAAUCAUUAAGGUUUGAAAAGAUCUUUAAGAUCAUCCAGUCCAACACCACUGUGCCUACUAAACCAUAUCCUGAGGUGUCACAUCUACAUGGUUUUUUGAAGACCUCCAAGGAAGGAGAUUCCAUCACUAGUUGUUAUCAUCACUACAGACUACACUGAGUUUCUCCAACCCCAUUCAAAGAUGUGAUGGUGAUGGGAGAGGUGGGACAGAGGUGAAGGAACCCUUUUUGGUCUCUGCAGCACAAGGUAGGGCUCAAGCGCAGCACCUGAGUGGUUCAGGGCACUGCACAUUGCAAAAGAGACAACUCAGCUGGAGAUGGUCCAGGGUUUGAGAGAAAGAUGCUACAGAGAGUCGGCAUGGUGCUAUUGCAGGCAUUUUGGGAGGGUUUACCCAACCAAUUGGACAUUGUGAGAGAGGGCUGUUGUCUUACAAAAGGGGCUAACAGAUCCUGGUGCUAGGCAUGGAGAAAGAUCCGUGGAGAAAGAAACAUCCAAGCAUGGCACUUAAAAGAAUCAGCACAAAGCACAGAGUCUUUUCAAUGGCUGGAGCUGGCAGGGAAAUACAGCAUUGGGAUGAAUCACAGAAUCAUAGAAUUAUAGAAUGGUUUGGGUUGGAAAGGACCUUAAAGCUCAUCCAGUUCUAAACCCCUGCCGUGGACAGGGACACCUUCCACUGGAUCAGGGUGCUCAAAUCUUCAUCCAACCUGGCCUUGACCACCUCCAGAGAUGGGGCAGCCACAGUUUAUUUGAGCAAACUGGUUCAGUGCCUCCCCACCUUCAUACUAAAUGAAGUAAUAAUUACAAAAGGCCUAAUAACUGCCUGGUUGCAGAUAAUAACUAGCAGUUUAAAUACCUAAGAGACUUGAUGGAGAUGUCAGGGGGAGUUAUGACGUAGAUCCUUUGGGCCCAGGCUCUAGGAUGGUUGCACUCGCUGUGUGUGAUUGUCAUCUUUCCCUUCCUCUAUCAGAGCUACCAGCUUGCAGUCUCAACUGCCAAGCUCAUGAUAAAUUUAGCCCUGUGCCAAGCUGUGUGUGGGGCAAACCUGGAUAAGUGCUGGAAGGGGUCUGGAAGCAGGAUGGAGCUAUCGAAUCUUGAAAAAGGGUGAACAGCAGUGCCCUGGGCAGGGGUCCCUAUGAGUGGUGAUGGCAGAUGAAGGCAGCCAAGCCUCCCUGUGGCCAGCAGCCACCCCAUCUGUCUCACAGCGACUGAGAUGAGUAUCGCAUCAGACAGGAAAACACCAAACCAUCUUUCUGAAAUGCAGCCCCUGAUGUGUUGCCUAAUUCUCCACAAGGCUGAGGAUGGGGUGUGAGGUCUGUGCUUCGCUUGCGGGGUGGUCAGCAUUAUAGAGAUGCUGGUGGGACCUGCUGAGUGAUGUAACCCAAGGAGGAGGGUGAUGGGGGAAGGAAUGUGGCUGUGCCCAGCAAGUACCAGGGUGUGCUGCAGGAUGGACAAAGACAUCUCUGGACUUGUGGAACCUCCCUGGUGGGGUCGUGGGUGGAAAUGCUUUGGUAAAUACAGCUCUAGGGGAAAAUCCAGCUCUUUGGAGAAACCAGGAGUUUUCCAAACCAAAGCCAGAAGUUUAAAUGACAACAUUUCCUAGGCAAUGUUUGGGUUCAAGCCACAUUAUAACUUCUGGUUCAAAUCAUAGAAUCAGAGAAUCGGAGAAUCAUAGAAGCAUUUGGGUUGGAAGGGAGCUUAAAAAUCAUCCAGCUCCAACCCCCCUGCCAUGGGCAGGGACACCUCCCACUAGACUAGGCUCCUCAAGGCCCCGUCCAACAUGGUCUUGAACACCUUCAGGGAUGGGGCAGGCACAACUUCCCUGGGCAACCUGUACCAGUGCCUCACCAUCCUCAUUGUGAAGAAUUUCUUCCUAAUGUCUAGU
Messenger RNA from Cuculus canorus (common cuckoo), 6802 nucleotides. It is a transcript of the gene TOP1MT, whose product is annotated as DNA topoisomerase I mitochondrial. NCBI's taxonomy places the organism in Eukaryota, Metazoa, Chordata, Aves, Cuculiformes, Cuculidae. Gene Ontology annotation, cellular component: mitochondrial nucleoid; chromosome. Gene Ontology annotation, biological process: DNA topological change; DNA replication. The record is from RefSeq and is a predicted model, not a curated record. The transcript is spliced from 14 exons. The coding region runs from base 138 to 2051 and encodes 637 amino acids. Gene Ontology annotation, molecular function: DNA topoisomerase type I (single strand cut, ATP-independent) activity; DNA binding.